CCUGUUGUUUGUUUCGUCUAGCAUAUCGCACUAUCGAUUUUCCAGCCAGUAAGAGCCGGUGCCGCAUCGACGUUGCUGCAUUCGCCGGCUAAUUUCUUAAAUCACUGUAAUUUAGUGUUUUUUAUGUAAAUUAGAGUGCUUGGAGGAACUUUUUGUAAAUAAGUGAACUUAGAAAGUGGUGAAUCUAUAAUGGUGUGCUUGAUUGUUUAGCAUAGUGUUUUAUAAUAAUUGUGUUAUUCUUGGUAAACUAUUUGUAUAAAUUAGUCAGCUGCUAGUUUUCAUUAGUAAUUUCCCUUUAAUACUGGAAGCUUAUUAAAGGAGAGCAACAAUAAAGAAAAUGCCGCACCAAAGCCAGGCGGAAAAGUGAGGGAAGAAAGAGUAGAGCAGAAUGAGCAGGACAAGAAGGAGGGAGAGAGAGAGACUGAAGAAAUUCCGCCCGACCUAGAUAGAUAUAUACGGCGUUACCUGGGCCUCCCCGUAAUGCUAAAAGCGGGCGAAUACUCCCCCAACAACCCCCUCAUACGGGGCGAGAGGCCGUCCGGCGACGCGUUACUGGGACUCGGGGAGUAUGAACGAAGAAGGAACACCCUUAGGAAGCUGCGGCAGCAGCAGUAUAGGGAAUAUCUCGAUCAGCAAGCGAAGAAAAAACAAGAAGAAAAGGAACAAGCCGAGCGAGAGAGAAGAGAGCGCGAGCAACGGGAGAGGGAGAGAGAAGAACGCGAACGAGAGAGGGAGAUAGAACGACUAGAGCGGGACAGAGUCAGUCCGGAGCGGCCCCGAGCGUUUGUCAAUACUGUGUUUAGUGCUACGCAGACUUUUACUAGUAAAGUAGACACCGGUGUGCAGACCAACACCGCCGGCAGACCUCUCUCGGUGGCCGUACAGACGGACGACGCUGAAUUCUACAGGCUGUCGUCGCCGUCGACCUGUCCGCUGACGCAGGCGGAGCGCGAGCUGUCGCCGCGCACGGUGGCGCCCGAGCGGCGCAGCCUGCCCGACCUGGAGCAGCCGGGCCGGGCCGAGCGGGGCGCGGGCGCGGCGCGCUACAAGCCGUCGUUCUUCGACGCGGACGCCGUGCAGCAGCGGAACGCCGUGGCCGAGAAGGAAGCCGCGGCUAAACGUCAGUACUAUCAGCAAGAGCUCAAGAACCAGAUACUUGAGCAGCAGCGUAUUCGGGAGGAGAGGAAGGCGAGAGAAAAGCUGCUGGAGGCGGCGGAGAUGCGGCGGCUGGAGGAGCAGCUCCGCGUGCUGCGCGGCGCGCACGAGCUGGAGCUCGGCCGGCACGCCGCGCAGCAGGUCCAGGUACUGUGUCGCAGGCUGCUGGAGGCGGCGGAGAUGCGGCGGCUGGAGGAGCAGCUCCGCGUGCUGCGCGGCGCGCACGAGCUGGAGCUCGGCCGGCACGCCGCGCAGCAGGUCCAGGUACUGUGUCGCAGGCUGCUGGAGGCGGCGGAGAUGCGGCGGCUGGAGGAGCAGCUCCGCGUGCUGCGCGGCGCGCACGAGCUGGAGCUCGGCCGGCACGCCGCGCAGCAGGUCCAGGUACUGUGUCGCAGGCUGCUGGAGGCGGCGGAGAUGCGGCGGCUGGAGGAGCAGCUCCGCGUGCUGCGCGGCGCGCACGAGCUGGAGCUCGGCCGGCACGCCGCGCAGCAGGUCCAGGUACUGUGUCGCAGGCUGCUGGAGGCGGCGGAGAUGCGGCGGCUGGAGGAGCAGCUCCGCGUGCUGCGCGGCGCGCACGAGCUGGAGCUCGGCCGGCACGCCGCGCAGCAGGUCCAGGUACUGUGUCGCAGGCUGCUGGAGGCGGCGGAGAUGCGGCGGCUGGAGGAGCAGCUCCGCGUGCUGCGCGGCGCGCACGAGCUGGAGCUCGGCCGGCACGCCGCGCAGCAGGUCCAGGUACUGUGUCGCAGGCUGCUGGAGGCGGCGGAGAUGCGGCGGCUGGAGGAGCAGCUCCGCGUGCUGCGCGGCGCGCACGAGCUGGAGCUCGGCCGGCACGCCGCGCAGCAGGUCCAGGUACUGUGUCGCAGGCUGCUGGAGGCGGCGGAGAUGCGGCGGCUGGAGGAGCAGCUCCGCGUGCUGCGCGGCGCGCACGAGCUGGAGCUCGGCCGGCACGCCGCGCAGCAGGUCCAGGUACUGUGUCGCAGGCUGCUGGAGGCGGCGGAGAUGCGGCGGCUGGAGGAGCAGCUCCGCGUGCUGCGCGGCGCGCACGAGCUGGAGCUCGGCCGGCACGCCGCGCAGCAGGUCCAGGUACUGUGUCGCAGGCUGCUGGAGGCGGCGGAGAUGCGGCGGCUGGAGGAGCAGCUCCGCGUGCUGCGCGGCGCGCACGAGCUGGAGCUCGGCCGGCACGCCGCGCAGCAGGUCCAGGUACUGUGUCGCAGGCUGCUGGAGGCGGCGGAGAUGCGGCGGCUGGAGGAGCAGCUCCGCGUGCUGCGCGGCGCGCACGAGCUGGAGCUCGGCCGGCACGCCGCGCAGCAGGUCCAGGUACUGUGUCGCAGGCUGCUGGAGGCGGCGGAGAUGCGGCGGCUGGAGGAGCAGCUCCGCGUGCUGCGCGGCGCGCACGAGCUGGAGCUCGGCCGGCACGCCGCGCAGCAGGUCCAGGUACUGUGUCGCAGGCUGCUGGAGGCGGCGGAGAUGCGGCGGCUGGAGGAGCAGCUCCGCGUGCUGCGCGGCGCGCACGAGCUGGAGCUCGGCCGGCACGCCGCGCAGCAGGUCCAGGUACUGUGUCGCAGGCUGCUGGAGGCGGCGGAGAUGCGGCGGCUGGAGGAGCAGCUCCGCGUGCUGCGCGGCGCGCACGAGCUGGAGCUCGGCCGGCACGCCGCGCAGCAGGUCCAGAUGAAAGAAAACGCAACAGACUACGAAAAGAAGCGAACGGCGCUACAAAAAGAAAUAGAUUUAGAGCAACAAACUCUAUUCCGCGCCCGCACACACACGCACACCUCCCACAGCGACGGCCUGCCUUCCAAACUACCCUCCAAGAUACCCUUCUACUGCCCCUCGGUCCACAAGGCCAAGGAGAAAAAACACUUCUCAACCAACAUCCCGGACAACUCUAUCUUCUCACCAAACUACGAUGUCGAUAGCUAUCUACGAAAAAACCUCAACCCAUCCAAAGAAAUGCUCAGCUCUCGCCUGGACACAGCUAGCUCCGAAUGCCUCGCUUCCAAAUACCUCGGUAGGUAUGACAGGGACUCUAGGUUAACAGAUAAAAACAGUGAUAAAGAUGAUAGUAGGUUAAGUAAAGGUAAGGUAGUAGUAGAAGCGCUAGUCCACGACCGUCCGAAAUACGCGCCUAAGGAAAACGAUAAUCCUAUACCAGUGUUAAGGCAUUCGCCGGUCAACGUGAAGAGUGUGCAGAAAAACACGGACUUAAGCGAAGCGAUGCAAGUUGUAGACGAUAAGUGGAAAGUGCCUGUAGUUCAGAAGAACAUCUUGAAGAGUUUGCCAAAUGAGGAGGGUAAGAGUGUGAGUAUUCUCACGCAGCUGGGGUCCAUUAGGAGGCAGCUGCAGCUGGAGCAGCUAAAGUUGGAUAAAAUGCUGACGAAAGACAGCGCUUGAGGUGCUAAGUUAUGUCUAUCAAGUGUAGUUUUUACUGGGUCCUCUGAAAAUAUGUCUGCGUCGAAUAAAUACUCUGAUUCUGAUUUUAGGAUCAUGAUCCUGAACGUCAAAAAUUAGUGAAGAUAGACAUACUUACUAAAUAAGUUUCCCCAUGGGACUAACCACAAAAUCGCGGAAUCAUCUAAUGGACACCUUUGAGGGCUCGAAAUAGACGAAUGGAAAGGGCUAAGGACGUCACCAUCCGCCGUCCGAUGGAGAGGAAGGGAAGGGGCAUAUGCUUACAUUUAGUUACAAUUUUUUUUCUCUGGGAGGGGCAGCUGCCCCCUGUGACCCCCCUGGCGACGCUGUUGGAAUGGGCCCAGGGGUUUUUCACAAUUUCCAUAUCUGUCCCAUGGGAAACCUUGCUCACCAUUUUAAUACAAUUUUAACAGCGAUCAUGACCCCAAAACCCAUGUGAUUAUAAGAAGCAAACCCUGUGGUUUGCUGACACUGAGAAGCUGUACCUAAAUUAGAAAAUAUAAUCAUGUUACCUGCAUGUCUAACAUGUUUUACUAAACAUAGCUUCUGGUUGCAAUGGCUUGUAAAAAUCAAUAAUAGAAUACCUAUAUUAAUCUCAUUAACGUCUCCUAUCAAUGAAUAUAUAAUUUAUUCUAUAAGUUCUGGAUUUUAAAAGCUCUCCCAGGCUAUGUUCUACUAGAUCUCAAUUAUUAUUGAACACGUUUAGAUACCAUUCAAUAUUACUCUAACGAAACCAAGAGAGAUUUAAUUUUGUGGUAUCUCAGCACACAUUAGAUAUAAAAUAGAAUUUAAAUUAUUUGUAUUUUAAUUGAAAACGAUGUCUGAUAAUAAUUAAUGAACACGUGUCCGUAGAUUACUAAUGUGUAUUUAGUUCAAAUGGUUAAUUUUAUAAGUUUACUAGAACAAUAUACAUAUUUAAAUAUGAAUUAAAUAAUGCCAAAGUUAACUAUCUGAAUGUCAAUUAUUGUUUGUAUUAAGUUUUUGCAUGUCUUAUUCCUGUGAAGUGUUAAGUAUUAGUCAAUAAGCAUAAUUU
Cydia pomonella (codling moth) is the source of this 4597-nucleotide messenger RNA. RefSeq names its product plectin-like. The transcript has 10 exons. Gene Ontology annotation, cellular component: spindle pole; centrosome; microtubule. NCBI's taxonomy places the organism in Eukaryota, Metazoa, Arthropoda, Insecta, Lepidoptera, Tortricidae. Bases 481 to 3546 code for a protein of 1021 amino acids. The record is from RefSeq and is a predicted model, not a curated record. Gene Ontology annotation, biological process: positive regulation of cytokinesis.